AUGGCAGAUGAAAUUCCAAUAUUAUUACAAGAGCAUUCUCAACGGUCAUUACAAAUAUUUAACCUUGAGGCUAAAGCUAAAAUAAAAUCUCAUACAUUGGAUGAAGAUAUUGUAUUUUGGAAAUGGGUUAAUGAUAAAACAAUUGGACUUGUUACACAAAAAGCUAUUUGUCACUGGACAUUAGAAGACCUCCACAUCUCCAGCUAA
This is a messenger RNA of Entrophospora sp. SA101, 207 nucleotides long. NCBI's taxonomy places the organism in Eukaryota, Fungi, Glomeromycota, Glomeromycetes, Entrophosporales, Entrophosporaceae. The record is from the annotation of a GenBank genome assembly.